UGUCGUUGUCGCAGGACAUUUCACGGGAUUGGUAUAAAAGAGAACGCGCUUUAAAGAAACGUUAAUACAACUUGGUAACGCCAACUUGAAUAAAUUAAUGUUAUUUACACACUUUGGGAGGAAUGAAUUGAAAAGAAGUUUCAUUAAAGUUUUCUUUUGUUUCAUGUCGAGUCGUAAAUGAAGGAAUUUCAAUAUUUUGAUUCUGAAUCCCGUAACGCGCAUAUACUGCAUUGUUGUAUAGCGAAAUGAACAUUGCCCGCAUUAACCGCCUUAAUUAUUCUGCAAACGCUCUGCUUCCAUGUUAAAAGUUACCCCCUAAGCGAUAAAUUAAGAAACGUUCACCUUGCCGGCAAUCAAUAAAUUAUUUCGUUCGUUCGUUUAUUUGUGUUAUUCCUUUGUGUAAUUUGUUGAGUGCUUCAUAAAGAAAAUUGAAAAAAAGCUAUAACCUAAGUUUAGUAUUAUACCGUGUGAAAAAAUGGCGAGAAUUAAUUCAACAACUUUUAUAUGCAUGUGCAUCAACUUAAUUCUGAUUGCUUCUUCGCCAUUCAAUGCAGUUUCGGCUGGAUCCUGUCGUGAGGCACAAUUAUGUUGCAAUGGUCGUGAUUCCUCGUGUGUUGUUCAAAAGGCACCAAUUAAUGCAAUAGUUGAAGAUCUCAACGAUAAGCCGUGCUAUUGUGAUCACGCUUGUUUGAAACUUGGCGAUUGUUGCGAGGAUUUUAAAAAUCAUUGUGGAGUACUAGAUUGUCAAGUCAGCGAAUGGAGCCAAUGGAGUGAAUGCGACAAAAGUUGUGGUAUUGGUAUGAUGACUCGUAGCCGAAGCGUCCUGCAGCCAUCCCAAAAUGGAGGAAAACAUUGCCCGUCGUUAGUGCAGAAACGUGGUUGUCAAGGACUCCGUUGUCAUGGUCAUCACGACAGGAAAGUUCUGCGAGAGAUGGCGCUUUUACUGCCAGCAGAACUCUCAAAGAACCAUAAUUUCAAUGAUAGCAGCGACACCAGGCGGAAUCUACGACUACGCUACAGGGCCUCAUACAAACACAAUCGAGACCGAGAACACGAGUAUUGCGUUGAAUAUGAAGUCAUUAAAGCAUCCAAACCUUGCCACAAACUCACGCCUUUCAAUAAGCUGCUAGAAGGUGAUCGCAUUAUUGUACGUUGUGACAUGGAAGCUCUUAUUGAAGAUUUACCUAAUUUUAGUCAGAAUAUCAUGAGCAGUACUCAGACAAAAUCAAACGCUCUUCACAAUAGUACCAGCAGAAAAUCGGAAAUCACAAAUAACUCAGCUAUUUUAAGCGAGGACGAAGAAGAAGAUGUCAGUGAAGAUAGUGAAGACUAUGAUCGCUCUACGAUCCCGACACCAUUAACCACAACAACGACGAUACAUCCUUCAACGACAUAUCACUGUCGUGGUGAAGGCCUUUCAGGACGAACAACUAGAUGGAGUGCUCUUCCAGCACCAUCUUGUCGUGGCAAAUGGCUCCGACUGACAGUAGGCAAGCCAAAGAAAUGUUCCCAUCCUCAGUUCAUUUUUGUUUAAAGGCGAGACCAAACCAUUCGACAGUAUAACAAAAAGACAUAUUGUCUGCGAUUAUUUUUACUUUUUCUUAUUUAAAUUUGAUUUUAAGUAAUUUUUGUUGAUAAAUUUUAUUAUAAAAAUACUCGUAUACAGACGAUUUCGUAUAUAUCUUAAGUUUAAUAUUAAUUUAAAGUGUUCACUAUAUAUUCAAAUUAAGUAACAAAAAAAAAAAAAAAAAAAAAAAAAAAAAAAAAAACAAUUAACUAAUAAUUAUUUUAAAUAAUAUUAAAAUUAAGAUUAAAAACUACUGAUAGAAUAUCUAUAAUAUGAAAAGAGAAAACAAAAAAAGUAAAAAAAAAGGAAAAAUAAAGAAAG
This is a messenger RNA of Episyrphus balteatus (marmalade hoverfly), 1888 nucleotides long. It is a transcript of the gene vex, whose product is annotated as somatomedin-B and thrombospondin type-1 domain-containing protein. NCBI's taxonomy places the organism in Eukaryota, Metazoa, Arthropoda, Insecta, Diptera, Syrphidae. Bases 476 to 1534 code for a protein of 352 amino acids. The transcript is spliced from 7 exons. The record is from RefSeq and is a predicted model, not a curated record.